Messenger RNA from Magallana angulata, 2962 nucleotides. RefSeq lists its product as uncharacterized. Bases 1183 to 2898 code for a protein of 571 amino acids. The transcript is spliced from 5 exons. The record is from RefSeq and is a predicted model, not a curated record. Lineage: Eukaryota; Metazoa; Mollusca; Bivalvia; Ostreida; Ostreidae.
UUGAUUUGUCCUGACGGUAUGAUAAAAGGGAACCAUUAAUAAAAGAUAAGAUAAGAAUGAACACAAGACUCGUACAGACAAUCAAGGAUCACAAAAACCCAUCAAUAUACCAACGAAGAAAACACUGGAGAUUUAAACCAGUGGCUACCCUUAUGGUGUCAGUGUAUUAAAAUAUGUCGCGUUAUAGAUCAGAGCUAGGAAAUCCAUUAUAUAUGCAUAUAUAGGCAAUUUUAUUGUGUAGGAAUAUUCAUCUGGCUUUACAUCAAUGAAAGUAUUGUUUUACCUACAUCAGAAUUUGCUACGCAAUAGGAAUUACAAGCAUGUGAGGUAUAAUUGAGUUAUGAGAGCAUGAUCGACAAUCUAGCCACAGACUGCGAUGUAACGAGAAACAUUACAAGGUUUUCUGAGCUAGAUAUGGCGCCAGGCCAGCAAUACCACUGGUGGUGUCGAACGCAACAGGCUUCUCGAACCACUGGAACCUUGUAGCCACCUGUUAUAUACAGCAACCAAACUUAACUUUAAAAUCUCCUCUGCCAAAAUAUCUUAAAACAUUUUCACCACCCCCUCGCCAUAGUACGGAGUAUUUUGGCUGUAGUAAGACCAGUUAUCAUCCUACGUCAUAGGAGGGGGUCGUCCCUACAACACAGCGCCAUCUGACGAUGUGUAUUAUAUUACCCUUAUAUGGCUGUAAUCUGUUUCGGUAACUGAUCGCUUAAGACAAUGGAGCUCUGAUACAAAAUCCGGUCUGAUCUUCCAACGUUUAAAAACCAUGGUUGGUUGAUCCUUCUUAAUUGCCGAAUAAUAAUACAUAGAUUUUUAACCCUGUUUGAGUCGAUUAACCCGAUGCAGACCACUUUACAGUUAUUAAACGUUUCUCACAAGUGUAUACUUUGAUUUGGCGGUCAAUCGACCAUUGAUUGGAAUGCAUACAAGCCAUUGUUUAAGAAAUCUAGAACCGCGAAUGGAGGGUCAAUACUAAACUGCUCUGACUCCGAAUAAAUCCAAAAUUCUGUGAUAAUUUGGCUCAGUUAGGAGAAAAAUUGUUAUAUGUUUCUGGAAAUUUUCUUCGUGCCUAAAUUUGUUGCAUGGAGGGACUAAUGUAAGUGUGUAACUCGAUCAAUAAAAAAGAAUGGGUAAUGUGUGUCUAUACAUCGGUUCUCGCUAGUACAGGACAACUCGAAAAUGAGGAGAGCGAAGUCGAGCAUCCCAUUCAAACGUCACCGAACCCCUGAGGUACGGCGCCAAAAAUCUGCGAUGACGUCAUGGAUGGACGAUGACAACUUGAGCCUGAGUUUCAGUCCGAACACCGCUCAGACGUCACGGUCCAAAGACCAGGAUGGACCCGCCCUCGACCAGGUCAUCAAAGCCGUGCUGAAUCAGCAGCGUCAGGAUAUCUUGAACAGGAGACAGGAAGUGUUCGGGACGGCCAGAUACGUAGCAGAGCGCAUGCUCCUCCUGACCAACGGCCUCCAUUCUCUGUUCCGGCGCUACAUCCGGACCACAAAAACCGGGAAGGUGGACAUUAUAGACUUCCGGGCCCUUGAUCCCUGCGUCUUUCAGUGCUGUGUGGCAAUAAAGCGCCCCGUCAGGCCUCAGACGUUUAUGUUUCGCCACAAAAGACCUAGAGAGUACCCGAGUCAUAGAAUGUUACUUUGCAUAAACGACACGAUUCCGAAAGUGGAGCGGAUCCAAGUUCAGCAUGAGUGGGGCCACUGUGUGGACAGACACGGAGUGAUACGACCGGACUUUGUGCUCAAAUGGUUCAAUAAAGGCCUUGAGAUGACCCGUGAAGCCGUGAUGAGCGAGAUCGCCUACAUGUUUGAUGAUCCGGGCCCCGUUACCUUUGACCUCUGUUCUUACACAUCCGUCAAGGACGGCACUCUGUGGUUAGAGGUCAUGGAGCUACUAGACGGAACACCAACAAAGGAGUUCCGGAUCAACUUCAUUCCCUGUAUACCUCUUCAGGAAAUCCCCAAACAGCUAUCCCUUCCUAUCCCUGUCCCAAACCGACGACCCUACUUCGAAACAAACUCCGAGCUGCGCGCGACCAUCACAAGAGCUAUUGAUAAAGGAGUGGAACUUUUCUGCUUGGAAGCUAGAAUGUUCAAGUGGGACCUCAAAACAAAGUUUGAUCCCAGUAUUGCUGUAUCGUGGCAAGUCGGGUCGGGACCGCUAGAAGAUCGCGCCUAUAAACUUAUUUCAGGAAUGAACACAGGGACACACUUCGAUAACAUAAUUCUCAUUAUAGGAAAAAUGAAACGAGAAAACCAGGAAGGGUUUUCGUCCAUUUCAUAUCGCAUGAUAAUCCAUGCCAUCUUACAUGUUCACAGACGCUGUAUGGGUCAGCUUCACAAAUGCGAGGAAUGGCUUCUCGCUGUCUUGGAGUUUCUUUUGUCUCAGCUUAGAAAUAGAUCCGCCCCAUCUUUCUUCCUGAACAAGCUGGACUUUCUAAGCGAAUACAAUAGUAAAUCAAUAGAAAAGACGGAGAAAUUCUUGCGGGUCCUCAUACGUGACCUGAGAUCUAACCCCGAGGCUCUGUACCGGAUCGUGCAUUACGAAGAACCGAAAUCUGACGACGAGGAUGAAGACGAAGAAGACGAAUAUGAAGACAAUGAAAAGGAAGACGACGAGUAUGAACCACCAGAAUCCUCGGAUGGAAAAAGAUCUUUUGAAGAAGACUGUCAGUUUGAAAGUGAUAACUAUAUAACUGACGUCACGCGAGCAGACGACUCCAUGGAUUCGGAAGCAGACGACCGGAACUGGGCUCCGAGUGAUAGCCAUGAUGAAAGUAACUUAGCAACCAGUGACACUCUCUCCAAAGAGGACGACAUACCAGUGGCUUACGAAGAUACUUCAGAACCAUACACGGACGAAGACGUAUCAAAAAAGAGAGGCUGAAUCGACAAAUAUUGGAACAAACUGACUACACGACUUUCACCUAAGCGUAUAAAACGUAAUCUUU